AGGUGGAGGAGGAGGAGGAGGAGGUUGCCGGUAGCGGCGUCUAGACGGUGACUGAAACGAUGCAGAGCACCGGCGACUACUAUCAGAGGGCGCCGAGAUGCUGUCCAGGAAGAAACGCCAACGCGAACGCGGACGCGUUAAGGAUCAGCGCUUCCGUCCGAGGAGCGGAGUUGCUGUGCUGUUGCUGCAGCUGCAGCACGGCAACGUCUACCAAGACGCCAGGACUGUUGGCCAGCCUGGGGGUCUGCGUGCUCGUCCUGGGCUACACGCUGUUGGGUGCGUUCGCGUUCAUGGCGCUGGAAGGUGGCCUCAAGUCGGAUUCAGCGAACGACUUGCUCGUUCCCGGGGGUUCCAAAACCGAAGGAGGAUCGUACGUGUCUAGCUUCGAGGACGACCCCGCGGCCAUGGAAUUAAGAGCGCGCACCGUUGAAAGGCUGUGGAGCAUCACAGAAGACUUGAACGUACUGUACAAAGAAAACUGGACGCGGUUAGCGGCCAGGGAGGUGUUCGAGUUCCAGGAGAACUUGGCACGAGGUCUCAGGAGGACGUCCUCGCAGUACGAGUCGGUUGGACCAUCUUCUCGAUCCAGGGACCAUUCCAUGGAGAGAAGACCAAACAGAAGAUGGACCUUCAGUGGCAGUCUCUUGUACUCCCUGACGCUAAUUACCACCAUUGGAUACGGUAGCGUGGCGCCUCGCACAGUCUGGGGUCGUUUGAUCACAAUAGUGUACGCUCUGGCUGGGAUCCCCCUAAUGCUGGUCUAUUUAAGCACGGUUGGUGACGUUCUCUCAAGGAGCUUCCGCCGUUUGUAUGGCAGACUGUGCAGGCCUCGAAAUUGCGCCAGAAAGCAACAACCGCCACCACCGCCUCCUCCUGUGGGUGGCAUUAUGAGCAAAACUUACAGAUAUGAUAACCACGUCGAUUCGAAAUCUGGAAAUUACUAUUCAGCUAGCAGGGAGAGUUCUUGCGACGAUCUGGGAACCCGAGGCACCAGCAGUGCCAUCUUAUUGGAUUGCGGAAGCGAAGGAUUGCUUCAUGCUACCACCAGCUCCACCGCAGCACUUCAGGACGUGGCAUCAGGUAACAGCAAACGCCAUUUCCACCCGUGCUCGCUGUCCCUGUCGACGAACUCGUCACCAGGCUACGUGGUGGAAACGAAUCCCGUGAGGAUACCGAUCAGUCUCUGCCUAGUGAUUAUGUUAAUCUACAUAUGCGGUGGCGCGGUGAUGUUCAAUCGUCUGGAGGGUUGGAGUCUGCUGGAAGGUGGCUACUUCUGCUUCACCAGUCUCGGAACAAUCGGUUUCGGCGACCUGAUGCCAGUUGGACGAAACGCCGCGUCCCCCACCUUGGAGGAGCUUAGCCUGUGCGCCUGCUCGCUCUACAUACUCGCCGGGAUGGGCCUGAUCGCCAUGUGCUUCAACCUCGUCCAGGAGGAGGUGGUACGCGUGGUCAGGGUCUUCGGUAGAACCUGCGGCAUGUCGUCGGGGGUGGUGGUCGGACCUAUCGGUGGUACAGCAUCAGGCCAGGAGCCCCGGCGAUGGGAAGCUCCUGGCCCACGCGUCCAACACUGCCAUAAAACCAUCACCUGGCCAUCAUUCUCUGCCACGAAAGAAAACGCCGUCUGAAUCUAGGAAUUCGUCGACCCAACAGUUCCAACGUGCCCAGUCUCUGAGACGCAGCUGCUUGUCACCAACGCAGUACCAUCAUCAGCAACACCAUCAACACCGCCAGCAGGAAAGCUCCCUACACUUUGAGUAUUUCGUGCCUAGAAGCGUGAGCGAGUUCAACCUGGCAGCAGCGGCAGUCACGGACAUGGCUGUGCCACCGCCGCCUCCUUCAUCGGUCCUCCGACCAUCUUCGGCCAUAACGCCGCCGAUCGGCUCCGCCGCCUCGAAUUCAGCAUCGUCGAAUCAAGCCAGGUUAUUAGAGUGCUCCGGAACGGCGGCCAGGAGUCGAGAGAAGAUGGUCACCUUCGAAGACGAGGGUGUAAGCUGCGCCACCUCCACGCCCACCAGGAAGAAUAUUUCCGGGCUGGAGAACAUUAUCAAGGCUCUAAGACACGAACGUGUCUUCGAGAAUGAAGAUCCACGAAUUCUGAGGAUACUUAAGGGCGAUUCCGGAAAUGUCACGAAAGACACUAGAUUUCUACCGUUUACAUUAUAA
Messenger RNA from Heterotrigona itama, 2163 nucleotides. The record is from the annotation of a GenBank genome assembly. Lineage: Eukaryota; Metazoa; Arthropoda; Insecta; Hymenoptera; Apidae.